Messenger RNA from Pogona vitticeps (central bearded dragon), 1206 nucleotides. It is a transcript of the gene TAGLN, whose product is annotated as transgelin. The record is from RefSeq and is a predicted model, not a curated record. Gene Ontology annotation, molecular function: protein binding. NCBI's taxonomy places the organism in Eukaryota, Metazoa, Chordata, Lepidosauria, Squamata, Agamidae.
CCCCCGUCCCAGCCUUCCCGGGCACCACCCGCCCCGCCAGCGUCUCGCCGCAGAGCAUCGUCGUCCGUCGGGCGCCGUCUGGGGAGAACGCCGCCGAGCAGCCUCUUUGUCUUCCUUCUCCAGCCACCAUGGCCAACAAAGGGCCCUCCUUCGGCCUGAGCCGGGACGUCCAGGCCAAGAUCGAGAAGAAGUAUGACGAUGAGCUGGAAGAGCGCCUGGUGGAGUGGGUGGUGGCCCAGUGUGGCCCCGAGGUGGGCCGCCCCGAACGGGGCCGGCUGGGCUUCCAGGUCUGGCUGAAGAACGGCAUCGUCCUGAGCAAGCUGGUCAACAGCCUUUACCCCAGUGGCUCCAAGCCGGUGAAGAUCCCAGACCCGCCUCCCACCAUGGUCUUCAAGCAGAUGGAGCAGAUUGCCCAGUUUCUGAAGGCUGCCGAGGACUAUGGCGUAGUGAAGACGGACAUCUUCCAGACUGUCGAUCUGUUUGAAGCCAAGGACAUGGCAGCUGUGCAGAGGACACUGGUGGCUUUGGGCAGCCUGGCGGUGACCAAGGAUGAUGGGCAGUAUCGUGGAGACCCCAGCUGGUUCAUGAAGAAAGCGCAGGAGAACAAGCGGGACUUUUCGGACAGCCAGCUCAAGCAGGGCAAAAAUGUCAUCGGGCUACAGAUGGGGUCCAACCAGGGAGCCUCGCAGGCGGGCAUGACAGGCUACGGGCGGCCCCGGCAGAUCAUCAGCUAAAGCAGGAUCAGCACUGCCAUCAGCCCCCACCCCACCCCCACCCCACAAGCACCAGCAGAAACGGCCCUCUGGCUCCUGCACUCGCAGCCCAAACACCCUUCUGCCCCCCCACCCCAAGAAAUCCUCCUCCUCCUCUUGCUGCUGCUGCUGCUGCUGCUCAUGCUGCUAGGAUGGCCGGGCUGCCACGUGGCUCUUUUCUGGGAAACCUCCUAAAAUCACCUUAACCACGCCCCGGGAACCACAUGCAUCCGAGACCAAGCCCAAGGGCCCGAUGAGGCUGCCAGGGGGUGCCAGGGGCUGCCAGCCUUCCUUCUCGCUCCUUCGCCCGCCCUGCCUCCUUCCAGACGUCAUUUUGCAUGCCCUCAGCACCACCUGCGCCCCCAUUCCACAGCCAUGGCUUGGGGAGGGGUCCCAGUGGCCGUUAGAAAAAUGCUCCCCCCCCAAAAAAAAACCCUCCUGUCCCCAUAACCAC